AUGGAAGCCUCACCCUCCAAAACCCAGCUUACCAACUCCGUUCUCGCUAUCCUUGGAAUCCUUGGAAACACGAUGACCAUUCUAUUGUUUUUCCAUGACAAAAAGCUGCUGAAAAAGUCGUACAACGCUUUCAUUCUUUGCCUUGCUAUAGCAGAUAUACUGACUUCCAUCCUAGUAAUCACGAGCCCCGGCUUUGGUCUUGGUGACCUUAUUGCUCGACCAACCAGUCCAGUUCUGGGUGAGAUCUAUUGUCGAGCGAUUUGGAGCCGAGUGUUUGUCUUUCAACACGUUUUUUUUUCUGUCUACAUCACAUUGCUGUUGACAAUAGAGCGGUGGGUUGCUGUCGUAAAGCCUGCUAAAUAUAACGUCGCCUUCAAGGGAAAGAGAGUUAUUGGCUACAUCUUCUUUUGCUGGAUCUGGUCAUUUGGUCUCACGGGAACGGGUAUAUUUGAUGCGGUCUAUGAACCGAGUUCUUCGUCCAAUGAAAUCUGCACAUUCAAAUUUAUUUCAUCAGGCUCUAUCCUCCGCAUAUCCCUCUCUGUGUUCAUUAUUAUCAUGAAGAUGUUCUUUCCGUGCCUUUCCAUGAUUGGACUGUACGUACACAUGAUCGUGAAGACAAACAACUCUCCAGUGGCGUCCGCGGAGAGCAAAACUAAACUACGAGGAAAGAUGACAAGAAUGAUUGGCAUUAUGACUUGUAUUUUACUCAUAUGCUAUUCUCCAAACCAAAUUUUUCUAAUCUUUGCAAUUGCAGGAAAAGCAAAAAUAGAUUCUACACUCCACCAUUUCACAGCAAUCCUCGCAUUCACAACCAUUUUUACUAACCCACUUAUUUAUGGACUAAGCAACGCUAAUUACCGCAAGCGCUACAAGAUGGCUUUGUUCUCCAUGUGUCCAAAACGACUCGGGGAAGGCGCCCAUGUUCCUCUGAGGGGACGAAGAGUUAGUCCUCCUCCAUCAGAAGCAGCAGCAACAUGUCGAUUGACAGUUUUCAGUAAUUGAUAGUUAUUAAAAGGAAUUAGUUUAUUCCAAGCCAAGAACUGGUUCAUGCUUAGCAUGAGUAUCUCGAGUUAUGUAUGUUAUAUAUCAAACACGAGACGCAAUGUUUCAUCACCAGAUGAAACAUCAAGAAGCACAGCGCAGUAUUUUGUCGAACUUCGAGGUUUUUCAUCUGGUGAUGAAACAUUGUGUCGAAUGCUUAAUAUUACUUCUCAAACAAAAUGAUUUUAAAAGGAAAAAUUGAGGAUGGAAAAAAUAAGUAUUUUUUCAUCUGAUUUCCAAACACUCAUUAAACAUUAAUUUCCUUUGUAUUUUUUAUGAAUUAUUAAUGAGUUUGAGAAGUGCACAGGAAGUUUGGGGAGUUCGAGGGAUCCGGAAGUGGAAGCUUGUUGCUCGAGGGGCAGUCGAGACAGCCUAUGAUUGCUCUCCAAACUUCGCAAGUGCAGGAGAAGAUCCUGUAAAAUUUUAAGCCUUGUGGGCCAAGGUCAUGUAAAUAGCAUGUAAAUAUUGUCCAAACCGUGUAAAUAACACGUAAAUUACAGAAGAGAGACUACCUAGACCUUGCAAAAACCCGGUAAAUCAAAAUAGAGCGAAUUUGUAAGGCCUUAGAAACCCUUUAACUAAAAAGGGGAACUCACUUGACCCUGCAAAACCCUGUGAACUGAAAAAAGGAGGCUGAUUUGUCCAUGUAAAUGGAAAACCCUGCAAAACCCUGUAAAAGGAAAGCUGGUUUGGCCAAAAGCUAUCAUAAAUAUUGACUGUACUAUAAGACCCUGUAUAUAUCACCGCUGUGUACAUGCAAGUAGAUAAAGACAGGAUGUACAGUGAUCUAGAGCUGGAGAAACUAGGCAGUAUGAGAUGUUCAAUUCAAGAAGAAAUUUUCAUAUACUGCAUGUACUACCAGAAAAUAAUUUAAACGUUGUUUCAUUUCUCUUGUUUCUAUUUUUUAGAUUAAAAGUUAGUUAAGCGAAUAUUAACGUUAGAAGCCGACGUUUCGUUAUCAUCAUGACACCAUUCUCAAGGCAAAAUGAAUAAAUAAUGCGAAGAUUUGAUUUCUAUAGUCUCUACAAAUUAACAUAAUAACAAAGGAUCACAAGUUCUUCAAGUGAAUACCUUGGCACGAAUCGAGUCCGCCUGCACGUUUAGGGAUGGUUUGAGUUUUCUUAUAAAGAGCAUAUCCUUAAUUAGGCAAUCAAAUUUGUUAGAACCUUUAGUGAGCACGUGAAAUUGUUCUGAAAGAAAAGGUGGUACGUCCGAGUUAUGUUCGCUAAGAUAAUGUUUACAAGUGCACGAGAAGAUCCUAGUUGAUUUUAUUUCAUAGUGUUUAUAAAUGGACCCUUGUUAUGGAGACUCUUUGGAGUGUUAUAUGUAAAGACUUGGAAAUCACGCAAUAAAUUUCAACAUGAAGGCAAUGAAAUGAAUCAAUUAUCUCUUAUUUUCCAUUUAACAAACAGUUUUCCUUUAUCAUCAUCCCUCAGGAUGACUGACCGCUAUGAAAGAGACAGGGAUGGUAGUUAGCGGACAUUUUUAAAGGCAAAUUUGUGCCUUUGAAGCGAAACAAAAAAAAUAAGAUUUUUGACAAGUGUAAAUUUCGGAAACACAUUUUACACAUAUUUAAGAAUAAAAACGACAGACACAACACAAAUCCGGCGUGUAAUAUACUUAACAAAUAGAUUCCAUGUUGCCGUGCGUCUGUUCAGUAAUAGAUCACAGAUGACGUCAAAAUGUGGUAAAAACAAAGAAGUGGCACACGAGCCGCAGGCGAAUGUGUCACUUAUGUUUUUACCACAUUUUGACGUCCUCUGUGAUCUAUUACUGAACAGACCCACGGCAACAUGAAAUCUAUUUGUUUUAUACAAUGAUCAGAAAAGAAAAUAGACCGAUACACAUACCUGCCUAGUACCGCUUGACGGUUCGAGGAUUUGUGCUAGUUUUAAGGCAUUUUUUAAGUUCCAAACGCUAUUUUUCGUCUGUGCUUCUUCUCUUUUCUUUAUCGUAUUUGUAUACAGUUUCUUCGAAAAGUUUUUCAACGCCUUUUCUUGCUCAAAGCAGAAUAAUGGCGAACACAUUUUGCAAAACAGCGAGUCUCCCGUAGCCAUGACACAUGAUGGCAACUGUUGUGAAGAUUUCUUUUCGUUUACGCAUUCUAAAGUAGUCAAGAGCUCUUUUUGUCUCUGGUUCUCCAUUUUUCCUCUUUGUAAAUAGCUCCCGCUAAGCUUUUUUCGAGGCUUUCACUAGCUUUGAUCGGAAAUAAUCUCACAAACAUUUCAAAACGGCGCGCCAUGUUGAACAAAACAAAGAAAACAAGUUUUCCCCGACGUCAUCCAUGUAUCUGUACUCUGAUAGAUCAUGGGCAACAACCAAUCACAGCGCGCUUAGCAUUCACAUCAUUGUAUAAACUUAAGCGAUAUCUGUGCACUUGAAAAUAUCAGUUUUCCCUCCUGAGAAUCUUAAACAAGACCACUACAUGUAACGAAAAGCAUCCCUGUCUCAGCCAUGAAGCAGUCUUAUCCCCUCUUCCGAUGUUUAUUCGCAUGUUCAAUUCAAAAGUACAGUAGGUCACCGGAGUACUUCUUUUAGAAUCAGUUUUUGUCAUUUGUAACUUCAAUUCACAAAAACGGAAAUAGCUUUGUCAUAAGUAACUGGAAUAUGAUCCUCUGAGUGAGUGCAGUACUGAAGAAAUGCGGGGCUUUUUGUUAAGUGUGACCUACUUUUUGAUAAUCUGUGCGGGUCAUCUUCAAAUGAGUUUCAUCUGGUCUUUCAAUUUGACUCUUAAGAUGACUACCGCACACGUUGUCGAAACGUCGGUCACUUUCGGGACUACAGUCACCCGGACUAUCACAUUCCAUCCACUGAUAAAAUGAUUCCUGGGUUCAAACCACUCUCUGAGAUAACGUUAUUAAUAUGAGUAAUGUGCUGGUCUUUUUGUCUCCUUGUAUCAAUGACAAAACAAUUUGUAUAUCAGAGAUGUUUUAGUCCGCCUUUUGCGAAGGAAUCUCAUUAUCUUGUGGGGAAUACAUUACCGCCAAAGUAGACAUAGCCUUUUCUCUUUAUCUCAUGAAUAAAAUGCCAAGAAAUCUUAUUAGGAGAUGUAAGGCCCAGUUCAGACGCCGCUACACUCAUGUGCCGAACCUAACUGAUGAAUUAAGUACGGCAUAAGAGCGGCGUCUGAGUCAAUUUGGUACGGCAGUUUUAGUUUGGUGCGGCAAAAGCGAACUUAACUUAGGUUCGACACACGGUACGCCGUCUGAAUCAGUUGUCGCGCCAGUGUCGCUCCAAAGUUGAACUUAUUCAGUUAGGCUCGGCAUAUGAAAAGUACGGCGUCUGAAUCAGGCCUAAUUCACAUGCAAUUUUUAGCUGGUUUUACCGGCUUGACAGGUUUUCCCGUUAUUUUUAGAUCAAUGAUGUCAUAGUUUAUUUUAAGUUGUGUGCGUCAUGUCCUUAUGUGAUAUAAUUACAUACGACAUCGACAGAAACCUGCCCCAUCACAGGGCAGGGAAAAAUAAUUCUUUGGCAUAUCGUCUUACCCACGGAAACGAGAAAGAAACUCCUGAAUUUCUCUGAAAAAUGUGAACAGCUUACCUACGCACAUAUUACAAUAAUUUUCCUCCGUCAAAUCAUCUUCUAGAUUUUCUUCUACGAUAAAUAUUAUAUAUUCUGAUAUCAACAAAGUUGACCUUUGAUACCAUAAUUUCUAUAAAUCUUAUUGCAGAAUGGUUUAGAUAAAUCUUACAGCGAAAUGAUGUAGAAUGUAUUAAUAUAUACCGAUCCUGAACAAGGACAAUCGAAAGGAACCUAAUAGACCUUUUUAUCGAUACGGCGGCCAUGUUGAAUUAAUUCGAUUUAAGGAGUAUUAUAGGAUGCCCAGGGGGCGUGAGCACAUUUCGUUUGUAUUUUCGAGCGCUUUUCGGGUCAUUUUUUCUUAAAGUUUUCUUAGAAUAAGAUUGUAAUGGGAAAAAAGAUCCCUGUGCCGUGUUUGGAUGUAAUAAUGAUCACCUUUUUCUAGUUUAGUAUUAGAAAUAUGGUCUUUCACUGUACAUUUCUCGGGAAAAAGGCGAUCAUUAUUACAUCCAAACACGGCACAAGGAUCUUUUUUCCCAUUACAAUCUUAUUCUAAGAAACGUUUAAGAAAAAAUGUCCCGAAAAGCGCUCGAAAAUACAAACGAAAUGUGCUCAUGCCCCCUGGGCAUCCUAUAAUACUCCUUAAUUCGAAUUUUUCCUCCAUUUACAUUACAUUGCUGUUAACAGUAGAGCGAUGGGUUGCUGUUGUAAAACCUUCUAAUUAUAACUUAAUGUUCAAGGGAAAGAGACUCAUGGGUUACGUCUUCUUCUGUUGGCUCUGGUCAUUUGGUCUCACUGGAACAAACUUGUUUGACGUCGGCUAUGAACCAAGUUCAUCAUCCAAUGACAUCUGCAAAUUCAACUUUAUUUCAUCAGGCUCUACCUUCCGCACGUCUCUGUCUGUGUUCCUUAUUAUCAUGAAGUUGUUCUUUCCAUGCCUUUCCAUGAUUGGACUGUACAUACAUAUGACUGUGAAGACAAACAACUCCCCAGUUGCCUCCGCGGAGAGCAAGGCCAAACUACGAGGGAAGAUGACAAGAAUGAUCGGCAUUAUGACCUGUAUUUUACUCUUAUGUUAUUCCCCAAACCAAAUCUUCUUUAUCUUUGCAACUGCGGAUAAAGCGAAAAUGGAUUUUACACUUCACCAUUUCACAGCAAUUCUCAACUUCAUCACUAUUUGUGUUAAUCCAUUUCUUUAUGGAUUAAGCAAUCCUAAUUAUGGCCGGCGUUAUCGAAAGGCUUUGUUGUCGUUUUGUCCCCAACCGAGAAGAGUUGGACCUGCCAUGGAAGGAUAAAAUAUUACUGACAGUAGACGCUAAUUACGAUUUAUUUUAUAACCACCAAUGAAAUACCAGGUGAGCUUCCUCGCGAAAACAUGAAAUCGUCUGACGUGAAAAAUUCCAUCGUCGCUUUAUAUCUACCAGAUAAAUCGUGCCUUUCGCAACCAAAAAAAAUUAAUCGCAGCAAAAUUAAAAAUACAUUAAAGUGAAAUGGUUUGGACUCUCAUUGGUGUUUAUGUAAUAAGUAAAAUCCCUGUGUCUCUCGUUUAUUAUGAAUUAACAUUGCUGGGGUAGUAACAUCUCAGAAUUAGAAUUCUUUUCCCCUUGGGAUUCAUAAUAGUCCGAGGCAUCGUGACCAGGACUCACAACUUCAACUUCGCCUUCUAAGUAACUCAACUCUCCGGACCAGUUUAAUUUUUGGAAAUUGUACAUUAAGGCAAAAAUGGUACGUCUUUAGAGGGAACAAAAACCAAAACUGUCAAGUUUACUAAUCGAUAGAGUCCGCUGAACUCUAUCCAACAGACGGAAAACACAGUUUUCGAUCUUCUUGUUAUAUUUCUUCUUACGUUUCUCAGUGUUUUUAUUAGGUACGUGCAAGGAGAAUUUUCUUUUGGAAAAGAUCCUUUUAAUCGUUCGUCUUAAAAUAGAACUACAGACUUUAAUUUAUCGGCUGGCCAGCUAUUUUACUAGAUGGCUAUGUACUUAUUAGCUAAGUGCAGAUCAGUAUAACUGAAUUUCGAUUAUAACAUCAUUACUUGUAAAUAUCAUAUGAAUCAACUAAAAUCACUGAACAAAUGAAAUAUUACAGAAAAAAUGUAGUUGGCUAAUCUGUUAGGAAGUACUGUGAAAAUUUGGUAGAUAGUACAAAUAACUUGAAAAAAACGUGCAGACAUCGAGGCCAACAUCCUGUCAUCCGAAUAGCGUAUUGCAUCUCAACGCUGUAAAUAACUUGUAAAACGAGAUUACUUCGACAAUGUAAACAGCCCGUAAAUCGAGAAAUAGGGACUGAAACUAAAUAUAAUACGACACUGUAAAACCUCGUUAAGUGUAAAAGGGUAGUGGUUUGAAUCUGGCCUGUAGAACAUGUAAAUACUACGUUAAUCGAAAAUGAGCAUUGAUUGGAUCCUGUAAAUCUCUGUAAAUUAAAAUAUGAGGAUUGGCGUGGCCCUCCAAAAGCCACUAAUAAAUGUGAAUGGACUUAUUUGACUAUGUAGAUCGAACACUGAGAGGUCUAAUUUCUUCCUGUAAAAAGUAUGUAAAGUGGCAGGCUGGUUUAACCAUAUAGAACCCUUUGAGAAUAUUUACAAGGUCUUGUAAAUACUCUAAAGAUCGAAAAAGGGAGUAUUUGAUCCUGUCAAUUCCUGCAAGCUAAUAAAGGGUGGCUGGAUUAACCGUUUAAAAAUUAUGUAAAUCGAAAAAGAGGGAUUUAUCCUGUUAUCCUGUAAACAGGUGAAUCUGAGGCCCCGUAAAUAUCACCGACGUGUUUAAUCACACAUGUCCGAUAUACACAAACGGAUACGAUUCGUCAAACUGAUGGUCCAUUGGUACCAAUGGUACGAUUGGUACCAACAGAAAAUGAUGUCAUUCCAAUGGUUCUACUGGUGAAUAUGCAUCUCAUUAAGGGGACUUAGAUUAAUUUCCUAUGUGACCUGGCUGGGUACAGGGCAAUUUCCGAUGGUCCAUUGGUACCAAGAGAAGAGCACAUCAUUCCAGUGGUUCUAUUGGUGAAUAUGCAUCUCCUUAAGGGGACUUAGAUUAUUUUCCCAUGUGACCUGUCUGGGUACAGCGCAAUUACGAUGGUCCAUUGGUACCAAUGGUUCGACUGGUACCAAUAGAAAAUGAUGUCAUUCCAAUGGUUCUAUUGGUGAAUAUGCAUCUCAUUAAGGGGACUUAGAUUAAUUUCCUAUGUGACCUGGCUGGGUACAGGGCAAUUCCGAUGGUCCAUUGGUACCAAGAGAAAAGCACAUCAUUCCAGUGGUUCUAUUGGUGAAUAUGCAUCUCAUUAAGGGGACUUAGAUUAUUUUCCCAUGUGACCUGGCUGGAUACAGCGCAAUUAAGAUGGUCCAUUGGUACCAAUGGUUCGAUUGGUACCAAUAGAAAAUGAUGUCAUUCCAAUGGUUCUAUUGGUGAAUAUGCAUCUCAUUAACGGGACUUAGAUUAAUUUCCUAUGUGACCUGGCUCCAAUAGAAAAGCACAUCAUUCCAGUGGUUCUAUUGGUGAAUAUGCAUCUCAUUAAGGGGACUUAGAUUAUUUUCCCAUGUGACCUGGCUGGGUACAGGGCAAUUCCAAUGGUCCAUUAGUACCAAUGGUUCGAUUGGUACCAAUAGAAAAUGAUGUCAUUCCAAUGGUUCUGUUGGUGAAUAAAGCGAGGUCGAAAUACAAACAUGCCAUGUGUAUUCUUCGUUCUAUAAGCCAUCUAUGCAAAACAAGUUCGCUUUUACACAAGGUAGAAACGUGCUAAUAAUUAUUAUGAAUAUUCCUCGUUCUAUAAGCUAACCACGCAAAACAAUUUCGCUCUCAUACAAAGUAGAAAGGCGCUAAUGGUUAUUAUGAAUAUUCCUCUUUCUAUAAGGUAACCACGCAAAACAAUUUCGCUUUUACACAAAGUAGAAACGCGCUAAUAGUCACCGUAAGCCCCCCCUCUCUAUUAAGCCCCCCCCUCCCCCUCCCCCUCCCCCAAUCCUUAUCAUUCACAAAAAAAAUUAAUGAUUAACGUGAACUGAUCAGUUAUGGUUUAUUCAGGCUGAAAGUUCAUAUUGUUUUUGGUCUUUGGCCGCAUGACCUCCAACUUCAUAUGCUUAACUUUCUCAACUUUGCGCUCUAGUUCUCUGUGGAGAACAUUUUUGAAGAAUAAGAAUUUUGUUUUUGGUACUUUUAGGCUCCCACAAGUGAAAUAAAUACUUUUGACAGUGACUUUAAUUGUACAACGCGUAAGUCUACUCUGUCUCAUACCACGGUAUUUUUGCUACAGGUGAUGCGUUUUGCUAAAUUAAAUAAGCCCCCCCCUCUCUUUUAAAGGGAACCUCCACUCUUACUACAGAAUAAGUUUAAAUCGAAUAAAAUUAUGUUGAUAAACAAAUUUGUUCGAAAUUUGUCCUUAAAAAAAGUGUUUAUAUCAGAAAAAGUGAAUUUUAAAAUCGCUUAUUUUCACUUUCAAAUUUCGCGGGCGCCGCCAUCUUGAAUAAUUGUGACGUGUUACGGUUGCUCUAUUCUUGGCUUGCACUGUCACGCAAUGAAAAAUAAAAAUGCAAACCAUUCAAAACAGGACAGGAAUCUGGAAAUGAAAAAAGAUAAAUAUACAAAAACCCUUGCCAAGAAUCAGGUCUGUGAAAUAUUUCAAAUGCGAGAUAUUGGGAAAAACGGUUUACCUAAAUUUAUAAAGCUUUGUAUGGAAACGCCAUGUUGGUGUCCCUUUCAGGAACACCAAUAUGGCCGCCGGAUACCAACAGAAACAUCUGUUUUCGAGUUUUCCUACUAAUGCGUGAAUUCUUCGCUUGAGGAACUCAUACAGAUUACAGUAAUAUUUAUUCUGAGACAAGAAAUGUUUAGAUUGCAAAAUCUCCCAAAAUCGGUUAUGUUUUUAACCCACGUAAGAGCUUUCCCGGCCGCCAGCUAAAUGCCGCGUCACGCAAAAGCCUGGAAAUUCAAGCUUCCUCUCUCGCAAAACGAAGAACCCUUUCGAACCAAAAUUUUUUUUAUGUGAAGUUGUUUACGUACUGUAAUACCUCGUGAAAGUAGAAACUCAGAAGAAUCGAUAGUUUCUUAGUUUGAUUUUUGGUGACGUCACGUGCAACCCAAGAAUUGUUCUGACACAAAGAGCUUUUGUUUAAUAACAAUAGGGCAACCAUAACACGUCACAAUUAUUCAAGAUGGCGACGCCCGCAAAAUUUGAAAACAAAAAUAGGCGAAUCUAAAAGUUAUUUCUUUCGGAUACAAACGCUUUCUUUAAAAAUAUUUUAGAUUGACUUGACUGUAACAGUUAUUUCCUGUGAUUUAAAGUUAUCUUUUUGUUGAAGUGGAGGUUCCCUUUAAGCCCCCCCUCAAAAGUGCUUGAAAAAAAUAAGCCCCCCCCCGGGGGUUUAAUAGAGGAUUUACGGCAUUAUGAAUAUUCCUAGUUCUUUAAGCCAACCACACAAAACAUUUUCGCUCUCACACAAAGUAGAAACGCGCUAAUAGUUAUUAUUAAUAUUCCUCGUUCUAUAAGUUAACCACGCAAAACAUUUUCCCUCUCACGCAAAGUAGAAACGCGCUUAUAGUUAUUCUGAAUGUUUCAGUCGUUCUACAUGCCAACCACGCGAAACAAUCUCGCUCUCACAAAAAGUAGAAAUUCGCUAAUAGUUACAAAGCGAGGUUGAACUAGCGCUAAUAUAGUAAUUGCUAAUAGCGAGGUUGAAAUGUGUAUUCUUCGUUUUAUCAGCCAUCUAUGCAAGCGGCUGGUAGUUUCUUGAACGAAGACCGAAGCACGAAGCACCCAAAUCUCGAAAACGAAACACCCGAAAUUCAAAGCCUGUGUGCACUUUAAAAACACAAGACAGUCCCUUGUCAAGUCACUAAUGCCAAUACUGCAGGAAUCAAGCACGAUAGCGAAUGGAACGCAUUUCAAGACAUUUGAUCUAAGUCACCUCAAUGAGAUGCAUAUUUACCAAAAGAACCAUUGUGAGAUCUAUAUUCACUAGUAGAACCAUUAGAAUGACAUCAUUUUCUAUUGGUACCAAUCCUACCUUUGCUACCAAUGGAGACCCUUCUUAUCACCAAUAUAACACCAAUGGAGUCUAUUUGUGAGUAUUGGACAACCCUCAAAUGAUUAUACAAAAAGAAGCGUACCUCAUAGAUAGAGGCAAAACCCUGUCACCAGACGAUCUGACCCGAAGGAAUGAACAUUGAACUCUUUCUAUUUCUAUUUUUAUUGUAAAACCAUAAUCAUUUUGUUAGCAGAAAUAUUGGCCUAUAAUAAAUCAGCCCGCCGUAUUGCAAGCCCUGAAUUCAGUUUUGUUUUAAUAAAUUGUGUUAGUGGCAGAGUUCAUGUAAAUUUAUACCUUGACUUUAGCAUGGCCUACCCCCAAAAGUGAUUUACUUGCUGAAGGAAGCAAAAUCCGGGUUAUGAUGGAAAAAUAUUCGCUGUAAAAAAGAAAAUAGCUAACAAAAUUAGUAGUUAACUGAGAAUUGACCAAAAAAAUAGCAGUUAACUGAUAUUUGGCUGAACAAAUUAUAGUUAACUGAGAAUUGGGUACGCCCAUUAGCACCCUCCUUUAACUCUCGAUUAACUGGGGGAAACUAGACUCAGUUGCAACUCGCUUGCGGGAAAGAGCCGUCACUUCUCAGCAGUGUAAUCACUUCUCACCAGUGAAAUCAAAAACUCAGUUCAAAGCAACUUACUUAUAUAUGAUUUGAAUAACCAGUUAAGGACAAAAGAGUACUGACAAUAGAUAUGUAAACAGAAAUCAUUUAGAGGUAAAUGAAAAUCAAAUAAAAGAGAGAGUUAAAGCUUGUUAGCUAGUGCUGCUAUUUUGAAAAAGUAAAAGGACUGGAACAAAGGCUAGCUACGUUUGCUAGGUCAGCAAAACAGCGUUUAUGGACAGUAUUUUACAACAUGAAUGAAAUUGCAAGGUCCGCUAGGGUCUGUUCAAACAGGAAGAAACGCGGACUAAUUACUAGUUUCCUAGUUUUAAAGCAAAACAAAUAUAUUUCGAAUUUGCAACUCAGUAAAACCUUUCAUAUCCCAAACUCAGCUGUUGCCACUAUUUAACCAACAGACUAAUGAACGUUUUUUUUAGUUCGCAAAUACAUAUGCCAUUUGGGUAAAAUGAAUUAAAACGAGGUAUAUCUUUAAAAAUGUGCUAAUGUGAACGGAUGGGUGCUAAUGUGAACGGAUGCCGUGCAGAAUAAAAAGAAAGCUUAAAUUAAAAGGUAAACUAAAGUUUUAACUAAAAUAGCCAUUAUUCUGAAAACUAAUGAUUUUUUUCUAAAAGUCAACAAUUGAAGUAAAACGUGUCCAGUUGAAAAGAGUCAGUGGCAAAUAGUUUUGACAGCUGCAAACACUAUUGGCUAUUUCUAUAAUUAUUGCGUUAACGAACACUAAGUAAUCAAACAAUUCAAAUAAAAUGGCACGAGCCUUUUUCCGGAGCUAAAACCGCUUUAUGCGAAUUCAGUAUAAAUUACUAAAAACAACGUCAAAGCGAAAACCGUAAAAUUCCGAAAAUAAGCCCCGGGGCUUAUAUUUUUCAAAGGCCAUUUUUGAGGGGCUUAUUUUUGGAGGGUCUUAUAUUCGCAGGCGCUUAUGUACGGAGGGAAAUUUGCGUUUAAAAAUCGAUUGGGCUAGCCUUAUGGUUGGAAGGAAAUUUACCGUUUUCCUUUGUUUUACUUUGUAUUCGAGGGCAAUUUCCAAGUACAAGCCCCCCGGGGGGCAUAUAUUUGGAGGGGCGAUUUAACGGAGGGUGUUUUGUGUCACGAGUUUGGGGGGCUUAUUUUUGGAGGGGCUUAUACAUGGAGGGGCUUAUUUUCGGAAUUUUACGGUAUUUGAAAGCUUUAUAUGAAAUUCGGGGCAAAUAAAGAAUUCAUGGAAAAUCUCUCCUUGCAAAAGUGGGUCCAAUUGCACAAAUGUCAAAGUUCGUCCACCAACGGUGUAAUUUUCAUUCUUUACAGGUGAUUAUAGGUGAAUUUUUUUUGGCCAAAUGACGUGUGAACUUAUAAAGUACGUCAGCAAGUAGACUUAAAAGUUGUAUGUUAACUGGCAGUUCAAAAUCACUAAACCUCAACUGCCCUAAUGGACGAUCUACAACCUUAUUUUAUGAUUGCCUGAUGGCUAUUUUGCCAAUUUUUCUAUUAUAUAAAAGCGACUUAACUAUACAUGGAGCUGUUAAAUUCAGUUGUCUGAGUUAAUUUUUUAAUGUAUUCUUCAGUUGCAGACUGAUGAUUGUGUAAUGGGGUUUACUAGGUACCCUAAAAAAUCUAAUUGAAAACUUUUCUCCGGUUAAAUACGUUAUAUGUUCUUAGCAUUUAAUAUGAGAAAAUCAAUUUCAGCUGCUGAUCACAGCAAGUGCGAUUAACAACUUCAUUUAGCUAACGCUAUAAAAGCCGAGGAUUUUCAGUAAAAUGUCUCUCUUAUUUUUUUCUUCUGUUCUGACCGAAAAAGAAUUAUCCGGGCUUAAUAGAUUUUCAUCACAUGACGUGGACUGGAACAAAUGCAUGUUUGUAGAACAUGUAUAAAAAGCUGAAGAUGAAAUCAUUUUGGAGCCUGAAGAGGACAGUCAAUCCAUCCAGCAGGUGAGUGUGUGGCGGGAUAUAUUCCAGUUCAAUCAGCUUUAGAUGAAAAAAAAAAAAAAAGAAAAGAAAAAGAAAAGAAAGAAACUAUUUGUUUACUCUUCACUCCGAAAUGUUUUCCGGUCCACUCAGCCGAUUAAUUCACGUUUCCUCACAAUUUUUGUUACCUUUUCUAAAUUUAACUUAAGCCGAACAUGUACUACAAAGUUUUCAGAAAAUAUAUAUGCAUGGUAUUCUGUUGCGUGCAAAGAAUAUAAAUUAAGAGGUAAAAUGAUAACCUUUAUCCAUGUGAUUAUGCUUUAUUCCCCUCUCGGUAGUAUUGAGAUCGGAUCAAAAUUUUCUCAUGAUCCUCCAAGAAACAUUCAAUUUUUUAUUUCGUUUCAGUCUCAAACGGGAGAGUCUACGAAGACCUCACGACGACGAAUAAUUAUUUGUGCUUGAAUUGUUAAAGGGGCUCUUUCAGGCCAGCACAAUCCAUUGUAUAGUGUUUUUUUUCGCAAUUACUCGCUCUGUUUUUCUAGGAGACUUAACUGUGGAGAAGAAAUUAUUUGUACGUGACAAAAUCACACCUUCACGACCAAAAAACAGGGAUCUCGAGAGUUGUAUUUAAAUUACCAAACAAAAGAGAUGGAUUAUUUAAAAAAUGCUGGGCUGAACACUUUUCAGAUAACUUCAGUUGCGUUCUUUUCACUCUUCAUUAAAUUUGUACAUCCGUGCCUUCUUAACUGAAUUUGUUGUUUACUUCAAAUAUUUCUUUACCGUUUUAUUAGCGUUUAUUUUUUAUAUUUCGCCCAUUUCGUUUCCAAGUAGCUAAAUUGUGCUAAACUUUGUAAUACAAUUCUUUUAGGAGCCUCGCCCUCAGUCCAGUAUUUCUAAAAUUACGACUUUCAGAAGUUUAAAAUUUUCUUUCUCUAUCCGAAGAAAUACAUUUAAUUAGCUUUGGCUUGUGAGUGUUUCACCUUUCUUAAUUACAUCUGAGAAAAUGAUUGAAAUUUCACAGCAUAAUGUUAAGGAGUGGCGUUAAUAAACUUCGAUCUGUUUAUAUUUUAAAAUAUUUAUUUGCUGAAUUUCAAUUCUUUGGGGCGCAGUUCUUUUAAUAUGUUAAAGUUGUUAAAGUUAAAAGAAAAGUUAUUAAAAGUAAUUUUUUCGGGGAGGGGAGGGGGGGGGGAGUAAUUAAAUAAACAUUAGGCAUUAGAAGUCCCCUUUUGUCAGUAUACUCCCUAAAUUAAGAACUCCAUUUCUAACUGUAAUAUAAUCUUCUAAUAAAAAAUGCGUAUGCGCAAUUGUUCAUGGUCAGUUUAUAUAAGUGUAAAGUUACCAAAAACCUCUAGGUAACAAAUUACAAAAAAAAAAAAAAAAAAAAAAAAAACACUUCGUCCGGGGUUAUAUAAAAAUCAUAAUCCCCAAAGAAUCCUACUUUCCGCUUCCAAAAUCGGCUAACCGGAUAGGGCUUCUAUUCAAACACAAGAACGGCGAUUUUGGCGCGAUUUCUUCAACGGAGCGAAGCUGCGUCGCGCCCAUGUCGAAAGUGAAGCGUCACAUAUCGAAUAGGGUUUGCAUGAGCCAUACUUUGGUGCAGUGUGAAUAUCACUCCCGUCGAGGAAGUAAAUAAACAGCUUCUUCAACUUUCAACUUGUAUUUAAAUUCGGAAAUACAUUACAAAAAUACAUUGGGACUGGCCUGCAGUUACCGAGGCUAUUCGAGGCAGACCAGGCUACAUAAUUUACCACGCAUUGGAUAAAUACAAAGAAAUUAGACGUUAUGUAACUAUUUAUUUUACAAUAAAUAAACACUAUUCUACUUUAUUAAAUACAAGGAAAAUAUUGGAGUGAAUUAUAAAAACAAAAUGAAAUGAAAAUAAAGGACAAGAGAAUUACUUUUUCAUUUUCACUAUAAUCGUAUCUACAUCAAUUUAGGAGUCUUCAUUUUGCAAUAUAUCGAGUAGCGUUGCUUUUAAUGAUUUUUUGAAAGUUUUUUCCGUUAUUUUUUUUUAAUUUGAGGUAUCCUGUUCCAAAUUUUGACCCCAACACGCAAAAAAGCAUUUCGUUUGACUUUGAGUCGAGAUUCUUUAGUAUAAAAAUGUUCAAAGGUUGAAGUAUUGUAAGUAUGAACACUAGAAAUUGGAGAGAAGAGUUCAAUAUUUUCCGGAGCAGAGUUUCUAUUUACAUCAUGCAUAAGACUUCGAACGGAUUCAUAACAUAGAGCCUGUAAAGAUAGAAUUUUGCAUUGACAAAAAAAAUGUAUUGGGCAUGCGUAGUCAUUUGUUUCAGCAAAAUAUAAUAAACGCAGUGCGCAUUUUAGAAGGACAAAAACCGCCUGCUUAGUUGGCUCAGUUGGGAGACCGCCGGUCUGCAGCUGAGUGGGAGGUUACCGGGUUCGAACCCCCGGCGGACCAAUACUCAGGGUCUUUAAAUAACUAAGAAGAAAGCGCUGCUUUUUUAAUGACAUCUGCAAACGGUUAGACUUUCUAGUCUUCUCGGAUAAGGACGAAAAACCGUGGGCCCCGUCUCACAGGAAUAACACUUAACUAGUUCUUGUGCUGACCUAAAAGAAUCCACACCACAGUUUGAAAAGAGUAGGGGACGUAGACCUCGGUGUUGUGGUCAACCUUCACACAUCACAUCAUUCACAUCAUGGGCUGGGUGGGUAAAGUAGGCUCAUGAAUGGACUGAGGGCGGCUAGCAGUAGCGCCUUUGUAUGCUGACGUCCGAACUUACUGUUCACAUGUUAAAAUGUAUUGUAAGAGGGUGCGUCUGUUGUCCUCUCAUCCACGACUCUUCAUUCAUUCAUUCAUUCAUUCAAGAAUUUGGUCAAGGAAAGUUUUACACGCGUUGGCCCAAGAGAUAAGACCGUAAGUUAGAUAAGGUGCAAUAUUAAUUAGUGACUGAUAAUUAUUUAGGAGAGGGCAAGUGCGAGCAAUAUGCCUUAAUCCCGCAAUAAGCCCGAUUGUUUUUACUUGUUUUGUUUGCAACAGAGUGAAUAUGGGUCUUCCAUGAUAGAUUUUCAUCGAUUAACAGAUAUUUAAAAAGUUUUUACAUUCAAGAGUAACCUUUUUAUUGCUUUCAUUGUCAAAAAAGUUAACCUGAGGCUUAUAUAUAGUUCGGUUUUUUCUGUAUGGACGAAAAAUUUCAUAGUUUGAUUUUUUAUUAUUCAGGGAAAGCUUAUUUGAAGUUAGCUAGUUAUGCUUUGACUGUAAGUUCCAGUGUCUUUAAAUCUUUAUGAGCAUGGAGGGCGUUAGUGUCGUCAGCAAAAAGGAAAAAUUGAAGUUUGCUCGAACAAUAUUUGAUGUCAUUUACAUAAAGCAAGAAGAGAAGUGGACCUAGGACAGAAGCUUGAGGUACGCCGCAAGUAACAUUUAGUUUAGUUAAUUUUAAUAUUCUCUUUCAGCUUGUGCUAACAAAAUUGAACUGUUUUGGUGUUAACCAAAAGUUGAUCACGUUAUCAAGUCAUGCAAAGAGCCUAUUGGUUGAACUGAAAGCGUUUGACCUGGAGCUGCAAAACGUACAUGUACUUCGUCGCCGACUAUGGACUAGUGUUAUUUACAUCAGACGCUUCUCUAACUUUUGUCGAUAUUUUUCCUUUAGCUGAGACCAUUACAAAUUUACAAGUUGUUUGUUGUUUUCUGCGUUUUCAGCCAUGAUUUGAGCUUUAAAAAUGCCAGCGUGAUUUUUUUGAUAGUCGAUCAAAGAAAAACGGCGCGAACUUUGCAAUGGCUUCUCGAUUUUGAUUGGCUGCCUAUAUCGCAUGAAUGCCUGAUCCUCUCCGCAAACUGCAUCACAAUGCCAGACAAAGUAAUAAUAAAAAAUGCCAUGUCUCAAACUUCAAUAUGCCAAUGAGUUCUAGCCAAACAAAGUAGCAAGCAAUGCUUCUCACGAGUGAGAGAAAUCAGAAACCGCGGAGUUUUUGUCAGCGUAAAAGGGGUCUAUGCUAGAAACAUUUGCUAAGAAAGUAGACGUGGAAUAAGAAAUAAUUUUGAGGCUUAUGAACGCUUUCCAAUUUUCACCCAAAACUAACACUCCUUGUAGAACUUAGCGCUAGCCAAACAGAACAAUUAACAGUAAGGCCUAGGCCAAACGUGGAACUUUUCAUGAGACGAACCAAACUCUAAUUUGGAUGACCAAAAUUAAGAUAAGAUCGCCUGUUGCGUUAGAAAAUCGAACUUGACGCACGUCGAACCUAACAACUCAAUCAGACCAAAAAGCAAUUUUAAUAAAUUUCCUCCCGAAAAAAGCUAAACAUACAUUAUCACACAAAUGCUUAAUUUAUUAGGUUAGUUCGUCGUAUGGUGGGGGAUGUGAAGAUCAAAGUUUGUCCCUGAGAUGAUCUUUAAACGUUCUAUCCCUCCGAAGCAGACGGAUAGAACGUAUUGGAAGAUAUAAACUCAUUUAGACGAACUUUAACUGAGCCAGACGUCGAACUAUUUUCAUGAACUUAAUUCACUAAGUUCGGUUCGUCCCAUGAAAAGGUCAAUGUUUAGCCUUGACCUAAGACAAGAUUGCCAUAAUCUAUACUCUUAUCGACCAAAGCCGACUAACGUCAGACGUUCUGCGGAAAAAAUGCUGAAGUUAAGUAGUCUCCCACGCAGAUGUUCUUAAGGGUUCGUCACGCGUUCGUUGGGCAGGAUUGCGUGACGAUCCAAAAGAACGUCUUAAGGGACGCUAGAAGAUGAGAUGAUUAUGUGCAGUUGUAUAAAAAAUUUGUGUCAAACUGUGAUUCCGCACAAUUCCGCAAAGCAGUAUUAUUUUCCUUGAAUGCACCCGAUUAAGACUACUAACGGAAAAUUUGCCCCGUAGAGGUUUAGCCAGAAGCACUGGCGAUUAUUGCAGCCUCUACUUCCACGGAUGCGUCGGCAUGAUGAUGAUGAUGAACAAAGUGAGCAUUACAUGCUAUAUCGAUCUUCUUUUCUACAAUGGAGGUCGAAAUUCUAGGCUUCUUGGUAGAACGCUUUUUUAUAUAGCUCUAUCACUAUAAAAAGCAAUCUUUAAUCGGCUUUAGGUUCAUCCCUUGAUCCCCCACAACUCUCCCCAGCAAUAAUGAGCCUUAAUUUGCACCUAUCCUGCACGAGAUUCAACAUUGUUCGGGGAAAGAGGGGCAGGUAACCUACUUUCCAGUUAUAUGAAAAAUUACGUGAAAGCCCCAAAAACCUCAGGCUUGAGAGAGAUUCCAAGUGGCUUGAUGGACAAGCUGGUUAGAGCUUUGCACUGCGAUAACGAUCAUGGGUUUGAAUCCAAGCGUAAGUUAAGUACGUGAUUGCGAUAAUCCUUUACUUGUUAAAUAUCUCCCGCAGUUUAAAUUUCAAAUAUUGGCUUUCGUGUCUUCCGGGGCACUGUAUAACGAACUCAUUAAAUGGACAGUUUCUGACUGGCUUGUUAGCUUAGCAGUAAGAGUGCUGCAUGAGUUCCUGUAAAUCCUGGUCAAGUCUAAAUUUGUUUUCUGGAUUUCCUUUCCCAGUUGCUUAAAUUGCAUGCGUAACCGCGAUGGUCGACUUUCACAUGAUGAAUCUUUCUCCCUCAGUUAAAAUAUGUGAAAUUUGAAAUCUUCUAAAAGUGAGUGAUAUUGACAAACAGUUUAAACAAAAUAUAAAGUUUUCUUAAUGUGUGCAGGAAAUUAAAAAAAUUGUGAUUGUUCUGGUAAUUUUAAUAACUAGAACUAGAACUAAUUUUACUAAUUUUACUGAUUACUAAAAUUAAUUUUAAGUUUUAAAAAACUUUUCUUCCGAUUUAGCAUCAGGAAAAGUAUUUUGAAGAUGUACUUAGUUACCCCAUUUUCAUUUCAGUUAAAAGCCGAAUAUUGUUUAGAAAUAAAUUUACCAUAGUAUGCACUCAGCCACGCACACAUUCAAAAAACAAUAUCAGCUUUUUUAUUACGGUUUCUUCAAGUUACAAUUAGUGGUGAGACGUCAGUCAAAGACAUCUGCAGCAUAAAUAUAUUUCGCAAUCAUAAAUCAAACAAUGGAGAAGUAUUUGAUAAUUAAAAAAUGCUGUUUUAACAUUUAAACCUUGUUUUCCCUGUCAUUUUAGAUGUUGGAUCUUUAUUCAGCAAAAGUCAGAAUAACAGAAUCAUCAGCAGCUGGUCAUUGAUUCAUUGCUGAAGAGCGUAACAUCAAUUCAAGGACUUCAAAAUUACGAUUUCUUUUAAUAACAGUUCGCUCCUCGACACAGUAAAUUCUAAACUCUACUGAAAAACCCAGGCAAUGGAAGCCUCACCUUCCAAAACCCAGCUUACCAACUCCAUUCUUGCUAUCCUUGGAAUCCUUGGAAACACGAUGACCAUUCUAUUGUUUUUCCAUGACAAAAAGCUACUGAAAAAGUCCUACAACGUUUUCAUUCUUUGCCUUGCCAUAGCAGAUAUGCUGACUUCCAUCCUAGUAAUCACAAGCCCCGGCUUUGGUCUUGGUGACCUCAUUGCUCGACCAACCAAUCCAGUUCUGGGUGAGAUCUACUGUCGAGCGAUUUGGAGCCGAGUGUUUGUCUUUCAACACGUUUUUUUUUCUGUCUACAUCACAUUGCUGUUGACAAUAGAGCGGUGGGUUGCUGUCGUAAAGCCUGCUAAAUAUAACGUCGUCUUCAAGGGAAAGAGAGUUAUUGGCUACAUCUUCUUUUGCUGGAUCUGGUCAUUUGGUCUCACGGGAACGGGUAUAUUUGAUGCAGUCUAUGAACCAAGUUCAUCAUCCAAUGAAAUCUGCACAUUCAAAUUUAUUUCAUCAGGCUCUAUCUUCCGCACAUCCCUCUCUGUGUUCAUUAUUAUCAUGAAGAUGUUCUUUCCGUGCCUUUCCAUGAUUGGACUGUACGUACACAUGAUCGUGAAGACAAACAACUCUCCAGUUGCGUCCGCAGAGAGCAAAGCUAAACUACGAGGAAAGAUGACGAGAAUGAUCGGCAUUAUGACUUGUAUUUUACUCAUAUGCUAUUCUCCAAACCAAAUUUUUCUUAUCUUCGCAAUUGCAGGAAAAGCAAAAAUAGAUUCUACACUCCACCAUUUCACAGCAAUCCUCGCAUUCACAACCAUUUUUACUAACCCACUUAUUUAUGGACUAAGCAACGCUAAUUACCGCAAGCGCUACAAGAUGGCUUUGUUCUCCAUGUGU
Porites lobata is the source of this 20187-nucleotide messenger RNA. The record is from the annotation of a GenBank genome assembly. Lineage: Eukaryota; Metazoa; Cnidaria; Anthozoa; Scleractinia; Poritidae.